This is a messenger RNA of Diaporthe amygdali, 831 nucleotides long. Its product is annotated as Ubiquinone/menaquinone biosynthesis C-methyltransferase UbiE. Lineage: Eukaryota; Fungi; Ascomycota; Sordariomycetes; Diaporthales; Diaporthaceae. The transcript has a single exon. Bases 1 to 831 code for a protein of 276 amino acids. The record is from RefSeq and is a predicted model, not a curated record.
AUGCCAUUCCAGCCCAAGCAGAUCACCCAGUACCAGGCGGAGCAUCUCGCCGAGCUCCAGGGCGAUGUCAGCGAGCAGGCCAUCCGCUUCACCCUAGGCCUGGUCCCACCCUUCUCCGCCGGCGAUGUUAUUCACGACAAUGCCUGCGGCUCCGGUGCGGUCACCGAGACCAUAAUGGCCCUGCCACCACCGCCAAGCAUCCAUAUCGAUGCUACCGACGUUAACGAGCAGUUUGUACAGGGUGUUGCCGCCCUGGUUGCCCAGAAACAAUGGCCUGUUGACACCGCUGUGAUGUCCGCUCAGGCCUUAACUUUUGCCGAUAACCACUUUACGCAUUCCUUUACUAGCUUCGCCUUCCAUUGCCUGGGCGAUCACGAUGCCGCUGCACGCCAGGUCUAUCGUACCCUGAAGCCCGGCGGUAUCGCUAUCGCCUCCAUCUGGAUCUUCAUGCCGCACGUCGACGCUCUACAGCACGCCCACUGGCGUACACGCGGCCGCGACGGGCCCAUGCCCACCCUCCUCCCCCUCGAGGGCUUCCAAGAGGCCGACCUACGCAAGGCCCUCGAGGCCGGCGGCUUCCAGUCCGACAACAUUGAUUGUUCUACCAAGGACUGUUAUUUGAAGAUCCCCGACCUGAAGCGCUGGGCCCAGCUGGCCUGGAGUUACCUGGGCACGCUGCCCACCGGAUGGACUCAGAACGACGAGGAUAAGUGGGACGAGGCCAUCGCGGACAUCGUCGAGGAGCUGAAGAGCGGCGAUGGCAUCUCGCAGAAUGAGCAGGGGGAGACGGUCCUGAAGAUGAUUGCUUGUGUGGCUGUUGCUAAGAAGUAG